AUGUUCGCCGCCAAGGUCCUCACCCCCGUCGCCGCGCUUCUCAGCGUCGGUUCCGCCAUGCCCGCCGCCCGCGCCACCAACUGGGGCAACUGGACCCUGACCGACAUCAAGGGCGUCGAAGACCCCUCCAACGUUUACCUCGAGUUCAACCUGACCGACUACAACAUCCCCGGCACCGUCUCGUGCUACGCCACCCUCAGCGACCGCGUCGGCGGCCCUGACGCCCCCUACUUCCCCUGCACCAACGAGGCCGUCUCGUUCACCACCAACAUCGACCUCAGCGAGAUCUACAUCUCCCGCAGGCUUUACCAGGUCGAGGCCAUCGCCGUCCUCAACGGCUCCGCUCCUCUGAACAUUGUCGAGACGCCCACGAGCGCCGGCUCUGACUUCACCGCCCCUGAUGUCAUCGUCAAGGAGAACCUGGUCCAGACCAUCAUCGAGUCGUAA
Molecule: messenger RNA, 447 nt
Organism: Anthostomella pinea
Lineage: Eukaryota; Fungi; Ascomycota; Sordariomycetes; Xylariales; Xylariaceae
Source: the annotation of a GenBank genome assembly